Molecule: messenger RNA, 4780 nt
Organism: Coregonus sp. 'balchen'
Lineage: Eukaryota; Metazoa; Chordata; Actinopteri; Salmoniformes; Salmonidae
Source: the annotation of a GenBank genome assembly
ACUUCCUUCACGACAGCUCUGCGCUGCUCCGCGAAGCGCAAGAAGCAUGAAUGCCCUGACUUAUGCAGAGGCUAUAUCACCGUAAAUGCUGCACGGCCAAUGCAGACAGCGAAUUGAUCAUGUUACGCCUUUAACUGUAAGCAGGACCACAAUCAGAGAACACCAUUUCCCACAAUUCAAUAUACCGUUUACCUCCGGAUGCAUCGAAGCGGCCGCAAACUUGCGCCACUGACUUCUAGAUCACCUGAACAGGAAGAAAGCCUCUUGCUGAAUUUACUUCGUCCAGUUCAUUUGGUAGGAAGAUCUGGUAAACCGCGCAGGUUCUGACAAGACAAGCCAUUCUUGAUUUGCAGGCCUUUAUAUCGCGCCUUCACAGCAUCCGCGUACACGACACUCGAGCUUAUACAGUGAAACAUUGCACGUAAGUACUGUAUUGUUGUUGCUAAUGUUGCUAUGUAUAUUUCCUACCUGGAGCAAACAAUGGCGCAAACCUAAAUGCAACAUUGUAACCGUGCUGCAAGAACUUUACAAACUCGAUUGAUCGUGAUACAUUUUUGCAUUCUUGGUUAAUUCAGGCCUACCUAUCAAGAGUAUGCGCGUGCUAUUUGCUACAGUAGCUCAACGAGUUGUGCAAUAAUUCGAGCGAAUCAGUGCUAAAUUGCAAAUGGAUAUAAUAAUAAACAUAACAAUUACUUGAACUUGCAUAUUCGGUGGUCACGUGGACUACAUCUGGGUCAGCGUGAGGGAACCGUGUAGUAAUUGUUCUGGCCUGGAAAAUGUACAGUGAAAAUGUUAUAGAUUUCUGUAUAUAUCGACAUCAAUUGUUAUACAUUGUCUAUCUGCCUGUAGAAAAGGGUUCUUUGCGGAGGGAUAGGGUUCUACCAAGAACCAUUUUGAUCAGAAUAACUCUUUUUGGAAGACGAUGAUUUGAUGAUUUUUUGUAAGGCAAAGGGUUCUACCUAGAACCUUUAACAUCCUAAGAACCGUUUUUGGAAGAAAGGGUUCUUUGGUGUUUUGUUGGAAGGCAAGAAUGGUUCUACAUAGAACCAUGUAUAAUAUUUCCCAGCAUGCAGCGAGAUUUUCAGUUUUACUGUAAUUUCAGUUUUUGCGUGUACAUUGAUUGGUUAAUACAUUUUAUGCUACACAAAGAUAAAUACUAUACAGUUUUCUAAACUAAUCCAAUCUGUUGGAUUUAUUGCACCCGUUACUGAGAUGGUUGUUAUACUUUAGAUGAUUGAGGUAGUCAAUUCCACUUGUUGGAUAUCCUAACUCUGGCUGGAUUCCAAUAGGUAUUACACACCACUUUGCAAGCCAGCAUAAUGUGACUUGAAGGCCUGAUGUAGCCUGUAAACCAGGAGAUUCCUAACACCACUGUGUUAGUGUAUAACUAGGCCACAGAUAGUAUAAUGAGACCAAUUUUUCACCAGAUCGCAAUACAGUUUUCUGUUCCCAAAACUACAAUCUGUUACGAACAGAGUGGACUAAGUUUAGUAGACUUUACCCUUUGCCAAAGGUUUAAAAAAUUGCGUUGUUUAGAAGGAGUGCAAAGGCGAAUUGAGUUAUUGCACACACACACUUCAGAGUAGGCGUUCCCUAACUGAAAUAUGCAAAUGCAUGCUAGAACGAGUCAAUAGGAUCUCGCUAGUUCGUGCUUGGCUCUGCCAACCUCCUUGCUUGUUUUGCCCACAAUGGCUAAUUAGUUCCCAUUUGAAACGACAGGCUGUGGUCUACCUUGGUUAAGUUAUACAAAUCUUUGACUAGGCCCUCAAAGAAAGGCCUUAUGAUAUAUGUAAUGUAUUGUCCUAAAUUAUACAAUUUUAAAGGCUAGUAAGGCUGGUAGAACUGUUCAUAGAGGGUUCUAGGAAGAACCCUCCAAAGAUAAAAUGGUUCUCAGUAGAGCCAUUCAUAGAUGGUUCUAGGAAGAACCUUUAAAUGACAAAAUGGUUAUUGGAAGAACCCUUCAUUUUUUUACAUUUUAGUCAUUUAGAAGACGCUCUUAUAUAUAUAUAUAUAUAUAUAUAGGGUUCUACCAGCACCAAAGAGUUCUGCCCAGCACCAAAAAUGGUUCCCCUAUGGGGACAAACCUAAGAAUCCUACUUAGCACCUUUUUUUCUAAGAGUGUAUUAUAGACUAGGUCACUAAUAAUCAUUAAUCUGCUAACUACUUUAUAAUGCAUUGCACACAGUAACAAACAAACAUAAUAAAGCACAUUAUCAGAGGUUACACCUCAAUAGAACAAAAUCAUGCACAUUGGAAUGUAGAUUUAUUUAGAAAACAUUGUGCAUUGAAUUCUUACGAAAGGGUGGUAUUUACUCAGUCAUUGCAUCCAUCUUUUUCCAGGAUGCCCAAAUCAAAGGAAGUUCUGUCAUCUACCUCUGGCAGUGGCAGUGCCAGUGACUCAGACAGUGAGGCUGAGACCAAGGUAAAGAGACACACCCUUCCCCUGCUCCUAAACACAACCACGAAGUAAAGACAUUGUGGUUCAGUCAAAAUAAUUGAAAAGGACACAAAUAUUUCAAAAUGCUCAAAUAUACAUAGAUUAAAUGUGGAAGCUGUGUUUUUAUAUAGCUGCAUAUAUUUUAGCAGGUUGACAUUUAUUGGGAUGAGUCAUGCAGAACUGAGCGAUUUCUGCUAGAUGGACCAGCUGCAAAGUAAAAAAAAAAGGCUAUAUUGUAGAAAUUCAUGAAAACAAAAAUGUGCUUUUUGGUCAUAAUUUAAGGUUAUGCUUAGGCAUUAGGGUUAGCAGUGUGGUUAGGGUAAAGAUUAGGGUGAGGUUUAAUAUCUGAUUUUAUGACUUUGUGGCCUUCCCAGUGAGUGACCACUGCAGAGCUGCCUCCAGAACAAGAUUCAUGGCGAAAAACACUAACCUGCUAAAGUUCUUAUUGUAAUCAGAGGUUUCCUUUUGCACUUUCAGAACAGAAAGUAUAUUUUUAUAUGUAUGGAAAUGAACCCCUGUUGUAGGCCAAGAAGAGAAAGCAAGCAGUACCAGAGAAACCAGCAGCUAAGAAACCGAAAGGAGGAGAGAGUUCCAAGCCUGGUGGAACCUCCAAGGGAAGCAGCAACAAGGACAAGGAUGACAACAAGUUCCAGGUAAGGAGUGAAGAAGAAUAACUUUUAUUUUUUUAUUUUUUUUAUUGAGAUCAGAGCUCUGUCUUGCUGCUCGACCAGACUCCAGCACAGAAGAAAACUGUGUCAGUCCAUCCCCAGUACAAAAGAUGCAACAUUAGUUGCAUGUCGAUAUCAGACCAUUUGCAAACCAUGGACACAAUUUGAGGUCAAAGCACGCUGGUACGAAAAACUACCCUAAAAUAUGAAAAAAAUAGGCUUCUAGUUGGCACUAGUUGGUGGUUUUUGACUCAACUGUUUGAAGUUGGAGCUGAGCCAAUUAGAGGAGUUGGGCAAGGAGACAAAUAUCUAGCUCUCCACUCCGUCCACCACGUAGUCGUACUAUUUUCCUCCCUCGAGCUGGAUGGCAACUCUCCACUUUGCCUGUUGAUACUAGUGAUGUGUUAGGAAAAAGGGUAGGGAAAAUGGAGAACGAACAGUUUGUUAAAUACAUUUUCCAAAAUGUUAUGUGGAAUUUGACUGAGGUCAUGACUCCUGACUGCCGGUGUGGCGGUAAUAUGGUCACCUUAACAGCACUAGUGUAGCCUACCGUUCCUACUGAGACAGUCUUCUGCCAACAUCAUUAUUAGGCAAAAAAAAGUGCAUUUGCCUAUGAUUUUAGCAAUGUGGGUGUUGCAUGCGUGCCGUCAUGGAGCCCGCAGGGCCGAGGGUGCCACCGCUGCGCUGAAGUGGUACUCGUAAAAAUUAUUCAAAGUUGUCAGGUCAGCGAUAUGGUUGUGUGUCUUUUACGUUAAUCUUUUUUAUUUCAGAUUGGGAAGAUGAGGUAUGUGAGUGUUCGUGAAUUCAAAGGGAAAUGUCUGAUUGACAUCCGUGAGUACUGGAUGGACCAGGAGGGAGAGAUGAAGCCGGGCAGGAAAGGUAAGAUCUGUCACUGGGGUGUGACGCCUACAGCAGGACCCUGGCCCCUGAGCACACAGUCAUGCUGUUACUCUACAAACACACAUGGAUUUGGAAUGAUGAAUCAUUGGUUCAAAUAGUUUUAUCGUCAUUUCGGUGCGUCAACCAAUGAGUUAAAACUGUUUAUUAAUGGUUUAUAAACUCCAUAAGCCCUUUACAAACAUUUUUAAAAGGAUAACAAAUGUUAAGCGUUAUCACAAUUUCAAUGUGUAUUUUUCCACCUCUAUACCGAGACACACUACACACAGUGGUACCCAGAUGUCAUGUUUGACAUCAGGUCCAGUGAUGCUACUUUUCUGGAUUCAUUAACUGAACCUAGAUCAAUUUACUUUCCUCUGUCUAACUUGUCUCUGUUUUAUCCCCAGGUAUCUCACUAAACCCAGAGCAGUGGAACCAGCUGAAGGAUCAGAUCUCUGAGAUAGACGACGCUGUGAAGGCGAUAUAAGAGGGAGGCCUCUGGCUGCCUGGGAUUUACCAUCCACAACCUUACAUUCUGUUUUUGUUCUUAACUUUACCACCAUUUUUAUAUUGUUAGUGCAACAUUUUUAAAGAAAGAGACCAACAUUUUUUAAGUGACUGACCAAGACAACAUUGUGUAUAUUUUAAGCUUUAAGUUUCUGUUUACGUCUUCUUGUGCUGUGUUUGAAAACCCAAUGUACGUUAUGCUUGUUGAGUGCUUCAGAUGUAGCUGUGUGUGUGUGUGUGUGUCAUAUUGGGUUUGCUAUAAUAAGUAAUCAAUAAAAGCCAUUUAAAGGGA